CACACCGUCUCUUGGCGAACAUGGCGGCAACUUGACAACGGCAGCGAGAUGAAGGCGGUGAGGGCUUGAAAAAGAAAAGAGGUCCGUUACAGGCUGUAGGCCCAUCCGCCGACACAAAGGCAGACAGCUUCGCCAUGUUGGAAGAGGAUAGCGCCCUUGUCCCUGCACGACCGAGGCCGGGGAAAACGUAAACGCGUCGGUGAGUGUUUCUAAAAACGGAGUCGAGGCUACGCAGAGGAGCCGAGCGGCGCGGCGCGGAGCUCAAGGCGGACGGGAGGACAGCGGCUUCACCGGUCAGCCAUGGAGGAUGCGGCCCGUGGUCGCCAGCGUCUGAUUUGCCAUCCAACCCACGCUCAUUUUAAUGGGAAUUGCCGCUGAUCGCAAAGGCAAGCCGGGACAACCCACCACCCGACACCUGAGGGGAGGAAAACGCGAAGCGGACCCCACGUCAAUGACUGUUGCGGCAGAGGAGCCCCCACGGUGGAGUCGGCCGGUUCCCAAAAUAUGACCAGGGGUGCUGGGACGUGUUGGCAGCAAGAAGAUGACGACGGCUUCCAAAUCUGGCUAGAGCCCCCCCGCGACAACCAAAAGCCAUUCACCGACUCAGAGAGGGCGCAGAGAUGGCGACUGUCCUUGGCAUCCCUCUUGUUCUUAACCAUCCUCCUCUCUGAUCACCUGUGGUUCUGCGCCGAGGCCAAACUGGCCUGGACCCGGGACAAGUUCGCCUCCUCCCACCACCUCUCACCCCAGACCCACUCAGCACACAGCAGCCUCAGAGGAAACCCAUAUGCUAUUUUUAUAGGAAACUCUACCAAACAUUUGUGGCGGCUCGAAACUUGCCGCCAGGAUAGUUUAUCUAAGAACUGCUUCGCUUUCGCAGACGCCGACCAUUUGUGCAGGGGCCUUUCCGACAAAGAGGGGACGCGGGCUGUAAAUAUGAGCGAUUUGUACCUCUCCUUUUGUAACUCCUACUCUCUGCUGGAUUUGUUCUACGGGUCGACGAGUCCGGACAAUUUGAACUGCAGCCUCGACGUGCUCGGCGAUGGCGACACCAAUAGAUGCAGCCUGUGCGUCCAGGCGUACCAGCGCUACGACCAGCACGCCCAGGAGAAAUACGAGGACUUUGAGCUCCUGACUCAGAAAUAUGAGCCGGGGGCAUAUUCGGUGAGGACGUGCAUGGAUCAGUGCAAGACGGCCUACAAGCCCUGGCUGUGUGCUCAGUAUUUCCCCACCAGCCAGCAGUCCUGUCAGAAGAAGGUACCGUGCCACCAGUACUGCCUGGAGGUCCAGCAGAGCUGUCCGUUCAUCCUGCCCGAUAACGACGACCUGAUCCAUGGUGGCAGCCCCAGCUUCAUCUGCACAGGGCUUUUGGGAGAUCAUCCAUCAGACAGUGAGGCGGAGUGCUGUGAUGUCCGAUGGGACUCCAAAAUGGACAACCCUACAGGCGGGACACUAAAAAGGACUGCUUCUUCCUGCCAGCCCGAGGGGGCCUCAGUCACCUCCGCUGCCAGCCCGAGACUGUGCAGCGGGCGACUGAAGAUCUGCCUGCUGGCCCUUGUCCUCCUACACACUGUCAUCAUCAUUUCAGCCUCCCAUAAUUCUACGUUGGUGGGCAUGGCUGCCAUUUUCUCACCAGAGGAGAGUGCUUCUAAUGAGGAGUGAACCUUGGGCUUGAAUCAAGGCUGGAGUUUGUAAAGAGUGAUGUCGUUCGAGAGGAUUAUGGCUUUUACAAUGUCAUGGCUGCCAGGGACACAUCUGGCAAGACAUGCUGGAACGCCUCUACAAUCUGCCACAGAUGAACCAUCAACCACAGGACGUGGGAGGGUUUUAACUGGAGUUAAGGGUGCUGGGAUUGGACAUCGACGAACCAAGAUGUUUGAGAACCGCCCCACUAAAGAACUGACCUCUUGCCACUUGAAACCUGCUCAUUGUUUCUAUUCCAUCCAAAUGUUUUCUAGCAUAUUGUCCCUCCUCUCCGUCCCUUCCUUCCUCCCUUCCUUCCCUCCAACCUCUCCCUCCGUUUUCGUUGUGUGUGUGUGGAUGGCACGUCACAGGAGAAAUGGACAUUGAUGAAGUGUGUGCUCUCUCUCUCAUCAUUAACCUUAGUUUUUUGCUGCAUUAUUUUCAGGUGCCAGAAUGUUUUGACAUAUCAACUGUGUUCCACCUCCUGCUCUCCAUCACCUUAGAGGCAUCCUCUUAACUAACUUGUAUGUGAUGUUGCUCGAGGGCCUGCCAGGACCAUUUCAUCCAUCCGUCAUAUGGGUCUCUGAAAACAAAAUGUUUGUGAUUCUUCUAUAUUCUGAUGUUCAGCUUGUAUUUUGUCCCACUAGAUCUUUUCUCAACCUAUUACGACGGUACAUGCCUACACGUUUUAGGACCUUAAGUGCUCUCAGACUGGUGCACUCUCUCUUCUAACUUGUUGGGCCAUUGAGCAAGUUAGGAGGGAUGAAGAUAGUGACGGUUCAGCUCAUGAUUACUGGGUGUUGCAGGAGUUGAUACUGCGCUUAGUCGCCAUGCAGUGCUUCUGGACAGGAAGUAGUGUUCUCCGGUUGCUAAAGUGUCCCGUUUACCUCAGACGGUAGUGUCGGUGUUGCAUACAGGCAGCCCAGUGGCUCGCCUUAAUGCCACAGUGAAUAUUUACAGUUGUCAUACAUGUUGACUGCAGGGACAUCCCAGGGACACAAGAGGACAGUCGCGUGAAAUCAAAACACAAGGGGCCUCACUUAUCGACCAUGUGUAAGCUAGUUUCUCCACACACAAUCCCAUUUAUCAGAUUCUUUUCAUGCUUGAGAAAGUGUGUACGUUUAGGACCACUCCUGACCAAUGGACCCACAAAACCCCAGUGGUACACAGGUGUAAUCACUGCUCCCUGCACUACAAACACACAAACCACAACUCAGCAUGCAAUCAUAGAGAGUCUAUAGCUUCAACUGUAGCUUAGUUACAAGAUUUAAAUCAAAUUCUCCAGAUUUGAUUGGAUCGCACAAAAGGGGGCGUGGCUUAGCAAAUAGUUAGGUCAAGUCAUUUGUAUUUAUAUAAUAUGAGAAAUAGCAAAUUUGCCUGGAGGGGCUUUAUAAUCUGUGUAGGAUACACCAUCCUCUAUCCUUAGACCCUUGAAUACAAGAUGAGUAAUAAAAAAUAUUUUUACAUUUUACAGGAAAAGAAGAGAGAUGGAUUUUGAUUUUGAUUUUGGAUUUUCAUUUUACUGUCUUUAAGGGAUACUUUGUCUGAUUUCUAUAGAGCUGCAUUAAUGAGCACCUGUGGCUCCGCAUAAGAGAUCCGGAGGAUCUGUCAGUGACAUUCAGUAGUAAACAAUCUGCAUUAAUAAAGUUACAAACUGUUGGGUUUCAGUACCAUUAAUUUUAAUUGGUUUAACUAAGACAGGUUUAUUAAGUGCAACAAUUAAAAAGAAAAUUUCUGAUCUUUGAAUUACAUUGAAAUGGUACAGCCAAUGUUUAUUUUCUGUAUUGCAAUUCAUUAUUUGAUCAUCAUGUAAAGUCAAAUCAUUUUUUUACCUUUAGCACUUGCUGUGUCAUAAUUUACUUUAGGCCAAGCCACACGGAGAAGCGUCGAAUAAAACUGUUUGGUUUUAGCGGAAGUUCAUGUAGUACUAUGGAAAUCUAGGAUUUUAUCUACAAAAUGUUUUUUGGAGAGAAAGGUUGUCAGUAGACAGCAUAUUUAUAGGGUAACCAAAGGCACAAUAUUGUUCCAACUAAACAAACUUGUCAGACUGUAGGGAGAUGUUCAUGAAUUGUGCACACCACAUGACUUACAGUCUAACUGCAAUCGCAAUUGACGACCACAACAAAUGAAUUGUGUAAAUGUUGUGGAACACAGUCAAAUAUAAAAUAACACCAUAAACACUGUAGGAACGCGAAAUGAGAAGUAUUUUCACAAGGCUAUAGGGAGGUGUUAUCAAACAUUGUUCAGUAAAUACCAGUUUUCUUCUUCGUAAUUCGACAUUUAGAAACUCGUCCUGCGCUUGGUUUGAUAAUUGAGGCCCCAGAUCUUUGAGUGCCUCUCUGCUGCGCAAGCCCAGUGAGGCAGAUACUGGCAAUGGAGCAAUAUAGAGAAAAAAAACAGCUGAUGUCAGCGUCCUACUUUGUGGCCUCUACACUACUGUCGCCUCGACUUUUCGGUAUCGUAGUUGUGCAAGUGACCAAGAACCACCCAAUCAAUCAAUCAAUCAAUCUGUCGACUCUUAAAUCACCCCUUAGACAAGCUGAUCAACCACUAUCUUUCACAGACUAGCAAAGGGCUGUGUUAGUGUCAGCGUGCGAGGAGUGUGAGGAGUUUUAAAGGGCUGAUCCAUUCGAUUUUGUUGUUUUUUUGGUUUGUUUUUUUUGUUUGCAUGGCUAAUGCUACUAAAGUGCACAUUGACAUGAGGACAGGUCACGCGGGGAUUAGGAAGAGUUUAAACUCCCCUUUUUAGCUGUAGAUUGGAAAGAAAAAGACAUUUAUCUAAUGCUACUAUCUGAUACCAUGAGCAACUAGUGAUAUGCCAAAAAGGAAAGCAAAGGAUGCUAAAUCUUACUAAUGAAGCUGUUUGUUUUUCCUCCAUCCUGGUUGCCUCUAAUGAUCAGUUACGGACAAAUUGGAGUUUUAACUUAACCUCCAAAUUGUUCUUGGCUGUGAAAAGAUGGUAUCAGUGCCUCCUCCCUUUCCCAUUAACAGCUUGACCUUGCCUCACAUCAUGUAAUGACCAUUGACCUGCUCUUCACAUACACACACACACACCCACAGAGCAUCAGAGUGGGAUGUCACAUGGAAGUCCAGUCUAAGCUUGCCUCUGGAUUUUACUCUCUGAUUCCUUUUUGCUUGAUAUUCUCGUGUGAUGUGUCGUUUUGUUCGUUUGUUUUCCUUGACAAACUGUGUUGACGAGAACUACAUUCCCUUGAAGACAGCAGCGGAUGUAACAGGCCCACACUUUGUGCUCCAUCCCUUCAAUCUCUAGCUGUCCAUGCUCUGAGUCCUGUGGAUCUAUGCAGAUGAACCCCACCCCAAACUAACCCACCCACUUUCCCCUAACCACCACCACCACCACAAACCCCCUUGUCCUUUCUGUUGUAAAUAUGUCCUGAUGAUGUGGGAUCCCAAAAUGGCCACCUCCCCUUCCCAAACCUCCCCUACCCCCCCACUGUUGGAAUCUCAGUGUUUUCUGUUCGCCUCCUUGGUUUUUGUCUGUUUUUUGAGAUUUUUGCCGCAUUUUUCUGUUGUCUAAAGCAGUGGUGUGAGUUGAUGAGUAGGACUAAGUUGGAUGUUAAAAAGAUGAGAUAAAGAGGUCUUGAGAAAAAUAUACAAAAAAAAUGAAGCUUGAAUUGAGAAAAGGGUUCAAAUAUAGAGAAAAAAUUAUGAUAAAGUUGUCAUAUUGUCAUACUAGAGAUGCUUUAGUUUGCUAAUUUACUUUCUUUUUUUUCUACAAAAGACUUGGAUGAAAUUAUUUAUAAAAUGCGUCCCACAAGUCAUGAUCUUUUUUGGACGUAAAACAAAUACAUUUAUUAACAUUUUGUUC
Molecule: messenger RNA, 5512 nt
Organism: Xiphias gladius (swordfish)
Lineage: Eukaryota; Metazoa; Chordata; Actinopteri; Istiophoriformes; Xiphiidae
Product: transmembrane protein FAM155A-like
Exons: 3
Coding region: 505-1662 (385 amino acids)
Biological process (GO): calcium ion import across plasma membrane
Cellular component (GO): plasma membrane
Molecular function (GO): stretch-activated, monoatomic cation-selective, calcium channel activity
Source: RefSeq, a predicted model, not a curated record